AUGUCGCCCAGUGCUGCGGGUACAGUGCCGAACGGCGCCAGUUUUGAGAAGCUCGACGUGGACGACCUUACUGCCCACGUCAUCAAAGUGUCCUCAAACAUCGACAACGAAAGAGUCAAAUUCAUCUUCAGCAGGCUUAUCCAGCAUUCGCACGACUUCAUUCGUGAGACAGAUAUUCAACGUCAUGAGUGGGAAGCCGCAUGGCAGUUCUUGACCGACGUCGGACAAGCCUGCCAUGCAGAGAGACAGGAAUUCAUCCUCCUGUCAGACGUGCUCGGUAUAUCUGCUUUGGUGGACCAGAUCAACAGUCGGCAGCUGCCAGGCUGCACCGAAUCGUCGGUUCUUGGGCCGUUUCACAACGACUCGCACGAGUUCAAUCACGGAGACAGUAUCUCGUCUGUCGGGGCCGGCGAAUCCAUGCUCAUCCGCGGAACGGUCAAGAAUCGGAAAGGAGAGCCCAUCGAGGGAGCUCUACUAGACAUCUGGGAAACCAACGGUAAUGGCAAGUACGACAUGCAGGACCCUGAGACGGGUGGCCCAGAUUGUCGAGGCAAAUUCUACACUGAUGGUGAGGGACGCUUUUACAUCAACGGCGUCCACCCGGUCGACUAUCCUGUGCCUUUCGAUGGUCCCGUCGGCAUUAUUCUGGACCUUUUGAAUCGACAAGCCUAUCGACCAGCUCAUGUGCACUUUUUGAUCAGUCACCCUUGUUAUGAGAGACUCAACACGGCAUUGUACGACCGAACCAGCCCUAGGAUAUUCCGCGAUCCUGUAUUUGGAACGAAAAGCAGCUUGGUCAAGGACAUCGAGUGGAUCGAAGAUAAGGAAGAAGCCAGAUUGUACAACACCAAGACAUUUACCCGUGUCGUCGACGGACGCGAGUCCGAGGGCUUUUGGUUGCUCGAGCAUGAUUUCAUUUUGGCCGAGGUUCAAGAAAAGCAGAACUUGAAGACUCGGCUAUGA
Molecule: messenger RNA, 963 nt
Organism: Cladophialophora carrionii CBS 160.54
Lineage: Eukaryota; Fungi; Ascomycota; Eurotiomycetes; Chaetothyriales; Herpotrichiellaceae
Exons: 3
Coding region: 1-963 (320 amino acids)
Biological process (GO): catechol-containing compound metabolic process
Molecular function (GO): ferric iron binding; catechol 1,2-dioxygenase activity
Source: RefSeq, a predicted model, not a curated record